Molecule: messenger RNA, 1180 nt
Organism: Suillus plorans
Lineage: Eukaryota; Fungi; Basidiomycota; Agaricomycetes; Boletales; Suillaceae
Exons: 4
Coding region: 1-873 (290 amino acids)
Biological process (GO): mycotoxin biosynthetic process
Source: RefSeq, a predicted model, not a curated record
AUGAUCAAAUUUUUUUCGCAGUACUCUCCUAUAGAUACUGUCGACGACGACGAUAAACUAGCAAAACGGUUCGGUACAGAAUCUUGUCCCAAGUCACGUAUUCGUCGCUUGUGGUUGUCCCAUGGCGUACUUAUUUGCACAUCGAUUCUCUCUUUUGCGCUAUGGAUGCGUACACCUUCGACUCAGCUGCGCAACGACAUUCCCAGUAUAUACUCUCCAGCAAGUGUUGCUGUUGAGCCCGUCACUCUAAGGAUAAACGGAACCCUCGACUUUCCUUCUAUCUAUCGUGGCCCCCCCUCCCCAGAAAUGGACGCCACUUGGGAUAGGAUAUCUCGUAAUGUGGGACCAACUCGAAUGACCCGUGAGGAGAUGCUCAAAGCAGGCACAACUUUGACAGAAUUGCGCUCGAAAGUCAGAUAUCCGGACGAAGUUGGUGGGGGGUACAUGGCCUCUAUGGAAGCUAUCCACCAAUUGCAUUGUGUGAACUUGCUCCGCAAAGCCUCCUGGUUUGAGCAUUACUCGGCGUCUACAGAUCGUUCAUUCCAAUUCCCUCCGGACGUAAUCCAUGUGCAUAUUGGUGAAUAUUAUUUCUGCCUCAAGGCAAUAUUGCUUACAGUAUAUCGUUACGGUCCAGGUCACUGCAUCGAAAUGUUAAGGCAGAAUAUUAUGUGCAAAGCCGACACGACGAUGAUUACAUGGUACUGGGUGCAGGGACAUGAUGCCCCUCAAGCUAACUUCAACACCCGUCAUCGAUGCAGGAACUUCGAGAAAAUUCUAGAUUGGUCUUUCGAACACGCCGUUCACAUCGAUGAAUCCAAGAUGGUUCGCUUCGAGGAUACGAUUGACCUCCCCAAACCACCUCGUGACGCAUGAAGAAUAUCACACUGCUCGCCUGCUUGCUCACCCCACUUGUUCAGGAAUACCAUGAAAGGAGGGCGAUUAUUGGUACCUUGGAAGAAAUGUCUCAUUGAGAGUUUAUGAAACGAGCUGGAUAUAGAUUUAUAUGAUACAGAACGUCAGAAAAGCUUGUAUAUCUAGGCCAAAGGACAAGGAUGAUGCAGCAGAGAUGCUUCCUAGUAGACACUUGCUAAGUUGCUUCCGGAUCAUCCUGUUUCCCAAAGCCACUAAACCCAAUGGUUGUCGCUGAUCAAUAAUUGGUGUGCGCCAUUGCCUGCUACCC